This is a messenger RNA of Protopolystoma xenopodis, 771 nucleotides long. Lineage: Eukaryota; Metazoa; Platyhelminthes; Monogenea; Polystomatidea; Polystomatidae. The record is from the annotation of a GenBank genome assembly.
GAAUAUGAUCUGCUCAUUGGCCCAGUCACGGUGGACUCGGUUCGUGCCAACUCGUUCGCUCUCUCCUCGCCAUUCCUCAAAUACAAGUAUGUGAUUGCUAUGGGCAAAACUCAGGAGCCGGUGUAUGAUCAAAUGUUUCACUUUAUGGGCCCGCUUGUGGUUAACACUUGGAUCAUUGUUCUCGCCUUCACCUUGGCCUACGCUCUGGCCUUCUACUGCAUCGUCAAGAUCAGUCCAACCAGUUUUCCGUACCACUUCGGCGAGUGUCUCUUCUUCCCAUUUGCUGCACUCGUCCAGGGCAACUCGUUACGGUUUCCAGACCGGUUGUCAAGUAGGAUUCUCUGCCUCUUUUGGUGGACCUUCUCUCUGCUUCUGCUAAUCAUGGUGACCGUGAAUUAUGGCGCCUACCGCGCAGUGCAUCGUCUCGUCGACAGCAUCACUUCACCGACAGGACUGCUACAGCAAAACCUCUUCCAGUAUGGCAUCCUCGAUGAUUCUAUCUUAGAUCAACGUCUAGGGUCGUCCGUGGUGGCUGAGUACAAACAGCUCUACACCAACAUACAUAACGUCUUCCAGAAUGCCGCAUUUGCCUCGUACGAGGCCGGUUUUCAACGAGUUAUGCAGGUCAGCCAAGAGUCCACGCCACAUAUUAAAAAUAUAUUUUCUGAACCAUUAAAGCUUCAUGAGGUAGAAAAUAAUUUGGUUAGUUCAUCGCAUUCUUCUAUCAAUCCAUACAUAUUUGUAUGUGUAUGCGCGUUUAUCUGUACCUAA